Molecule: messenger RNA, 1557 nt
Organism: Oldenlandia corymbosa var. corymbosa
Lineage: Eukaryota; Viridiplantae; Streptophyta; Magnoliopsida; Gentianales; Rubiaceae
Source: the annotation of a GenBank genome assembly
AUGAAUCCAAGGCACGUGUUGAUUAGGUUUGAAUUGGAGGAGGAUUACCAACGGUGUUGGAUCACAUCUCUUUGGCAUAUUGGUAUCUUUCAAAUGAGAAUCUUAAAGUGGCAGCCGAGAUUCAAAUUUGAGGAAGACCCCCCAAUUGUACCAAUUUGGGUUUCACUGCAUGAACUCCCAUUGGAGUGGACACAUCCAUCAGUGCUUUAUUCAAUUGCCUCCGCGGUUGGCAAGCCCUUGCAAGUGGACGCUCUGACUCUCAAUCUGACAAGGCCAUCAGUGGCGCGAUUUUGUGUGGAAGUGGACCUUUUAAAAGAGUUGCCAAAAUCCAUUCGCAUAGGGAAGAAAGGGAAGAAGUUUGAGCAGUUUUAUACUUAUGAAUAUGUCCCGGCUUAUUGUCAAUCCUGCUGUAAGAUCGGGCAUAAGGCAAUUGAUUGUAGAAAAGGGAAGGGGAUGAUAAAUGCAGAUCUGCGCAAGGAAGAACAAGCAGGGAUGGAAAAGUUGGCUGCGGAAAAGGGUGCAUUGGCUGACAAGGUUCCUGCGGGGAAUAAGAAUGGAUUUCGGAUAAAUCAGAAAAAAGUCAAAUGGGAUUCCAAAAGGAUUGCAAAGAAAGGUGAAUUGCAGGUUGAGAUUGUUAAUGACAAUCCUCUGAUCAUCAGGGAUCUUUCUACUAAAGUUACGGAAGCACAGGUUGCGGGAACCCUAAUUUUGCAGCCUGCAGGAAUUAGAUCACUCGAUGGGGCUACUGGCUCUGGUUUAACAGAGAAGGAAAAGGCCUCUAUUAUUGUUGAUAUUGAAAGUAGUCCGAAACGAGGUUCGGGUGAAAAGAUUGUGAAUGAUGCGAUUCUUUUUGAAGGAGGCGAUAAUGCCACAGUUGAUCCAAAGCUUCGGGUUGCGAGCGGAUUGCGACUGAGUUCGAAGGCGCAAGGGGAUUUCGACACUCAGCGUAACUCUGCCCAGCUUGAGACUUUGGAGAACAUAGUUGUUGACGAUCUGCAUCUGGAUCAUAGUGCGCAAGGGGAUGCUGGAUUACAGUUGCAAACGACACAACUCGACCUAGAAGACAGAAGAGAACCUCAUGUUGCCAUUGAGCAAGGGAAUAAAUUUGCGAUGCUCCAGACUUGCGAUGAUGAUUGUGAUGCAUCUGGAUAUGGUGCUGAGGAUGAUACUAUUAUUGAUCUUCCACUGGUGACGGGUAGUGAAACCGGGAUUGGUGGUCCUCAAGGAUUAAAUGGUGGAAAUUUGGAAAUGGCGGCUGGCUUAGAAAAGGAAGCUGUGACAGCUAAUUUUGAUAACAGUGACAUACUGCAACUAGGAACUAUUAAGUCAUCACUGAAAUACCCUAUGGAUUCUUUUCCAGCAGACAGUGAUGAUGGAAGUGAUGCUGCAACUGAUAGGGGAACAUGGUCAGAAGGGGAUAAGGAGAGGCGAGCAUCGGAUACUGAACGUGGGAACAGGACUGGGGCAAAGAAAAAGAAACGCGGUAGGAAAACAAGGGAGCAAAUCGCCAAGGAGCUUGAAGGGGCUGAGCUUAGGCGAUCACUUCGCUUUCAAUAA